AUGGAUCUCUGUUUUGUUUGUGACGAAGAAUUGGAAGGACGUUAUAUAAGAUUAGCCACUACUCGAACAUCAUAUGGUAAUGAGUUACUUCUAGAAAAAAUUUCUGGGGUCCUUGGAGAAGAGUUUGUUGUUGUUGUCAAUAAUGACCAUCUCGCGUGCAAUAACUGUGCAUCGCAAUUAAAUCAGAUUGACAAGUUAGAAAUGGAUUUGAAACUUGUUAAAAAUGCAAUGUUGUCAUGCAUAAGGAAAAAACAUGGAAUAAUAGUUGCUGAUGAGGAUGUUGAGGCUAUCAUAAUGGACAAGGAAUAUUUGAAGGAUGUCGAUUCGUCUAAAGUUUCAAAUCUUUUGAAAAUGAGCGGACCUCCUAACCUUCUUAUUCAACAGGUUAAGAGACCAAUUAGAUUUUUAAAUGAACGUCCUAGACCACAACAAGUAUUUACACCACAAGUAUCUACAUCACAACAAGUAUCUACACCACAAGUAUCUACACCACAGCAAGUACCGAGGCCACAACAAGCACCAAGACUGCAACAAGAAUCAAGGCAGCAACAAGUACCGAGGCUACAACAAGUACCAACGCCACAACCAUCAAAGGAACAGUUAUGGGUAAUGCCGCCACACCAAGUACAGAACUCACAGCUACUACUGAAUCAGCAACAAAUUAAAAAACAACAAAAUGGUGCUAACAGUUUAAAAAUACACAAAUCAGAUGCAGAUGCACAUGUUCAAAAUUGCGUGCCUCAAUCAAAUAAAAUAGAAUCGGGAAAACCUAUCAAAAUCAAUCAAAAUGCUGUUAAAAUAUCAACUCCGUUACCGCAAAAGAAGAGUACAUCAAUUUUUAGAUGCCAAAUAUGUGCCAAAGCUUUUGACAGCAGGGGGCGUUGUAUUGAACACAUUCAAAAUGAUCAUAAAAAGCCAACUUUAAAUAAGUUGGAAAAAAGAAUAGAAAAAUCUGGUCCAAGUACUUCCAAUCUCAUAAAAGUUAUUUCUAAGUCGAAGUCUCAUUCAACUAAUCAUAAAGUGGAGUCUCCUAUGAAUGAUAAUCAACUGAACAAUAAAAAAUGUACUGUAGAUAUUGAUAUGCCGUUGAAAGACAGUGUGCUUGUUGAAAAAUCUGAAGAAGAAAAGAAAACUGAAAGUACAGGGGAAGAUGGAGAAAUUGAAAACUCAGAAAGUUAAGAUAGUAAAAGAAGCCGAAACUCUUAGAAAAAUUAUAGUAUAUAGUAUGUGGCAUCAACGUUUGGUU
Messenger RNA from Rhopalosiphum padi (bird cherry-oat aphid), 1246 nucleotides. RefSeq lists its product as uncharacterized. The transcript has 5 exons. Lineage: Eukaryota; Metazoa; Arthropoda; Insecta; Hemiptera; Aphididae. The record is from RefSeq and is a predicted model, not a curated record. The coding region runs from base 1 to 1179 and encodes 392 amino acids.